AUGCAGAGCUAUGCUAACCUCGAUUCAUGCAGCUCGGUGGACGUGCGAGCUCGUCUCUGGAUUUGCCCAUUCUGCCUCUCAAGGAACCCGCUUCCACCUCAUUACAAAGACAUUACUGCCAACGCCAUUCCUCCCGAGCUGCAUCCCUCCAACACUACGAUCGAAUACCGUCUCUCACGCCCAGCACCAAGCCCUCCCAUUUUCCUCUAUGUCGUGGAUACCUGCCAAGAGGAGGACAGCUUGGCUGCGCUGAAGGAGUCACUGGUUAUGAGCCUGAGUCUCCUCCCCGAGAAUGCGCUUGUCGGAUUGAUCACAUACGGUACAAUGGCCCAAGUCCACGAGAUCGGCUACACCGAAUGCGCCAAGUCAUAUGUCUUUCGCGGCAGCAAGGAUUAUUCUGCGAAGCAGGUUCAAGAAAUGCUGGGUUUGCUGUCCCCAUCGAUGCGCCCAGGCAUGCCCCAGCAGCAGCCCGGCAGACCGAUGCCUGCUGGCCCUGCGUCACGAUUCUUGCUGCCCGUCCAGCAGGCCGAGUUUCAACUGACGAAGGCGCUGGAACAACUCCAGAAGGACCCCUGGCCCGUUGCCAACGACCGCAGGAGUCUGCGAUGCUCUGGCGUCGCUCUCAGUGUUGCCGUGGGACUACUCGAAUCCUCUUUCCAGCACGCUGGUGGUCGCAUCAUGCUGUUUGCUGGUGGCCCUGCGACUGAGGGACCCGGCAUGGUCGGGCUUUGCAACUCAACUGGCGGUCAUAUGAUUCUGACGGAUAGCUUCACCUCAUCUAUGUUCAGGCAAUCCUUCAUCCGCGUGUUCGAAAAGGACGGCGAUGACAACUUGCUUAUGGGAUUCAAUGCCACCCUCGAGGUGUUGACCACCAAGGAACUCAAGGUCACUGGUCUGAUUGGCCAUGCCAUUUCACUCAACAAAAAGUCCACGUCAGUGGGUGAAACGGAGUGUGGAAUCGGCAACACAUGCUCUUGGAAGAUGUGCGGUAUUGACCCCAACGCCAGCUACGGCGUCUACUUCGAGAUUGCGAGCCAAGGAGGUCCUACGCAGCAUCAGCAAACGCCUCAGAAGGGCAUGAUUCAGUUCCUUACAUACUACCAGCAUUCCUCUGGUCAGUUCCACUUGAGGGUAACAACGAUUGCCAGAAAUCUCAGUGGCCCAGCUGGCGACCCGGCGAUCGCACAGUCCUUUGACCAGGAAGCUGCCGCUGUACUCAUGUCCCGCAUCGCUGUCUUCAAGGCCGAGGUGGAUGACGGACCAGAUGUUCUUCGGUGGGUUGACAGGAUGCUUAUCAGACUCUGCUCCCGGUUCGCAGACUACCGUAAGGAUGAUCCGUCAUCUUUCCGCCUGGAGAAGAACUUCACAUUGUACCCCCAAUUCAUGUUCCACCUGAGACGAAGCCAGUUCCUUCAGGUCUUCAACAACUCACCCGACGAGACGGCCUUCUACCGUCAUGUCCUCAACCACGAGGAUGUGAGCAACUCGCUUAUCAUGAUCCAGCCCACACUAGAUUCGUACACCUUCGACCAAGAUGGUGGGCAACCCGUUCUCCUGGACUCGACUUCGAUUCAACCCACCCAUAUCCUUCUUCUCGACACUUUCUUCCAUAUUCUUAUUUUCCAUGGAGAGACCGUGGCGGAAUGGAGAAAAGCGGGCUAUCAGGACCAGGAGGGCUAUGAGAAUUUUGCCUCUUUGCUUGAGCAGCCCAAGGAAGAUGCCAGAGACCUCAUCACCGACAGAUUCCCGCUCCCACGAUUCAUUGUUUGUGAUGCGGGUGGAUCACAAGCUAGAUUCCUUCUCUCAAAACUUAAUCCCUCGACAACGCACACCACUGGUGCCUAUGGCGGGGUGGGUGCGCAGAAUGCGCAAACCAUCUUCACCGAUGAUGUCUCCCUGCAGACCUUCAUGGACCAUCUCAUGAAACUCGCCGUAAGUGGCACCAACUAA
Messenger RNA from Colletotrichum spaethianum, 1950 nucleotides. RefSeq names its product protein transport protein SEC23. NCBI's taxonomy places the organism in Eukaryota, Fungi, Ascomycota, Sordariomycetes, Glomerellales, Glomerellaceae. The record is from RefSeq and is a predicted model, not a curated record. The transcript is spliced from 5 exons. Bases 1 to 1950 code for a protein of 649 amino acids. Gene Ontology annotation, molecular function: zinc ion binding; GTPase activator activity. Gene Ontology annotation, cellular component: endoplasmic reticulum exit site; COPII vesicle coat. Gene Ontology annotation, biological process: COPII-coated vesicle budding; endoplasmic reticulum to Golgi vesicle-mediated transport; COPII-coated vesicle cargo loading.